This is a messenger RNA of Tauraco erythrolophus (red-crested turaco), 1347 nucleotides long. NCBI's taxonomy places the organism in Eukaryota, Metazoa, Chordata, Aves, Musophagiformes, Musophagidae. The record is from RefSeq and is a predicted model, not a curated record.
AUGGUUUUUCUUCCAGGUGACUUCUGCGAGGUGAACCACUGUCAGAAUGGGGGCACCUGCCUGACCGGGAUUAAUGAGACCCCGUUCUUCUGCAUCUGCCCUGAGGGCUAUGUUGGGAUUGACUGCAAUGAGACAGAGAAAGGCCCCUGCCACCCCAAUCCUUGCCACAACAAUGGCGAGUGCCAGCUGGUCCCAAACCGAGGGGAUGUCUUCACCGACUACAUCUGCAAAUGCCCUGCAGGCUAUGAUGGGGUGCACUGCCAGAACAGCAAGAACGAGUGCUACUCCCAGCCUUGCAAAAAUGGAGGCACCUGCCUGGACCUGGAUGGUGACUACACCUGCAAGUGUCCUUCUCCGUUCUUGGGGAAGACCUGCCAUGUCCGCUGUGCAGUUCUCCUGGGCAUGGAAGGAGGAGCCAUCUCCGACGCCCAGCUCUCUGCAUCCUCUGUCCACUAUGGCUUUCUCGGCCAGCGCUGGGGGCCGGAGCUCGCCCGCCUCAACAACCAUGGCAUCGUCAACGCCUGGACCUCCAGCAACUAUGACAAGAGCCCCUGGAUCCAGGCCAACCUGCUGCGGAAGAUGCGGCUGAGCGGGAUCAUCACGCAGGGUGCUCGCCGCGUGGGCCAGCCGGAGUACGUCCGUGCCUACAAAGUCGCCUACAGCCUGGACGGGCGGGAAUUCACCUUCUACAAGGAUGAGAAGCAGGACGCAGACAAGGUUUUCCAGGGGAAUGUGGACUACGGCACCAUGCAGACCAACAUGUUCAACCCUCCCAUCACCGCCCAGUUCAUCCGCAUCUACCCCGUGAUGUGCCGCCGCGCCUGCACGCUGCGCUUCGAACUCAUCGGCUGUGAGAUGAAUGGUUGCUCGGAGCCUCUGGGCAUGAAAUCCCGCCUGAUCUCCGACCAGCAGAUCACAGCCUCCAGCGUCUUCAAGACCUGGGGCAUUGACGCCUUUACCUGGCACCCCCAUUACGCUCGCCUGGACAAGACAGGCAAAACCAACGCCUGGACAGCACUCCACAACGGCCAGUCCGAGUGGCUGCAGAUUGACCUCCGGGACCAGAAGAAGGUGACGGGCGUCAUCACACAAGGAGCCCGUGAUUUUGGGCACAUCCAGUACGUGGCAGCCUACAAAGUGGCCUACAGUGACAACGGCACGUCCUGGACCCUCUACCGGGACAGCCACACGAACAGCACCAAGAUCUUCCACGGUAACAGCGACAACUACUCGCACAAGAAGAAUGUGUUUGACGUGCCCUUCUAUGCCCGCUUCGUCCGCAUCCUGCCCGUGGCCUGGCACAACCGCAUCACCCUGCGCAUGGAGCUGCUGGGCUGCGAUGAGUAG